AGUCUCUUCCCCGUCCACCCCAAGUCUGACUUCUCUCAGGAGGGACUCAUGAACACGUGCACUGAGCACCCCCAAAAUGACAUCACACAAGGGCAGAAAGGAGCCAAAGGGGGAACGUGAAAGGCAGAAAGGGAGCUGUGGUUGCCAGGCAACCAGUCCUAGCCCACCUUUGUUUGCCUUGGUGAUAGCAACGAAGGUCUGGUCAGGGCCGCUUGGCCACGCUCACGCCUUUUCCUCUCAACAGUUGCUUCUUUGAGUCAGGGUGCAGCUCUGGUCACCUGACGGCCUCUUCAGCUCAGCCUCCCGCAAAGUGUGAGCCUGAAGGACCACCCUGAAUUGCCCUUGUAGGACCCAGAACAGCUACCAGCAGAAUCGGAUUCUCAUGGACCAACUGGUAUUCAAAGAGACAAUCUGGAAUGAUGUGUUCUGGCAGAACCCCUGGGACCAGGGGGGCCUGGCAGUGAUUAUCUUAUUCAUCACCGCUAUCCUGCUUCUCAUCUUAUUUGCCAUCGUGUUUGGUUUACUCACUUCCACAGAAAACACUCAGCGUGAAGAGGGUGAAGAGGAGUGACCUGACUUCCUGGGGACUGAGACGGCAGCAGGGGAGGCAAGCUGACCUGCCCCAUUCUGAUGGUGGGCCCCUCCGCGGUCCCCUCUGGCUCAGGGGCCAGGCCCUGGUGUCUUCCUUUCCCACCAGGAAAGAGUCUAGUAAAAUAUUCCAUCUGGCUUAGGGUUGGUCAGACUAGUAAGAUGGGGAGGCUGGUCUGAGACCAAUUCUGGCUCCUUGAUCCUAUUGGUUUUCGGGUUCCCUGACCAGAACACUAAAAGCACAUGGAGAGGACGGCUCCACUGCCUCAGGUGGAAGGAGCGAUGGCUAACAAGGUUUUCUAACAGGCUCACAGGCCCAGCCAGCAAUUUCACAAAUCCUUGACAGAGAAAGGCACAACCAAAUGAAGUAAAAAUUCCUUUACAAAUCUGCUAA
Molecule: messenger RNA, 982 nt
Organism: Mandrillus leucophaeus (drill)
Lineage: Eukaryota; Metazoa; Chordata; Mammalia; Primates; Cercopithecidae
Gene: ERLN
Product: small integral membrane protein 6
Exons: 2
Coding region: 383-571 (62 amino acids)
Source: RefSeq, a predicted model, not a curated record